This is a messenger RNA of Leishmania mexicana MHOM/GT/2001/U1103, 1887 nucleotides long. RefSeq lists its product as hypothetical. NCBI's taxonomy places the organism in Eukaryota, Euglenozoa, Kinetoplastea, Trypanosomatida, Trypanosomatidae. The transcript has a single exon. The coding region runs from base 1 to 1887 and encodes 628 amino acids. The record is from RefSeq and is a predicted model, not a curated record. Gene Ontology annotation, molecular function: zinc ion binding.
AUGUCCUUUCGCCAGAAAGUGGCGUCCGUGCUGGCCGUGCUCGUGUUGUUCUCCCUCGCGCCAACAUCGACGUAUGCUAGCUCACCAGCAAAAUCGGUGCCGACGCUGGCCCUUUUUGACAUCAACAACUCCCGAAUACUUUCGACGACGGGCACAUCCGAGGCCGUUUCUCUCGGGCAGCGCAGCCUCUUCGUGUCGCGGUAUGAUCCAAACCCUUCCGUCUCCGUAGCCUCUCUCACAUUCUAUGGCUCCGAAAACAGCUACGCGACUCGCACGUUUGACUUUCUCACUGUUCCCUACUGCGUGGUCGAGUCUGGGACGACCGCGGCGUGCAAUCUUCACGACCACAUGCUAUACAUGAUGUUCCGCUUUCGCCAUCGCUAUGAAACCGACUUUGACGCCAUUGUUUGGCAAGACCCCACGCCUCUGUCGAGCACGGUCAAAGCAUUGGAGGAUUUCAAGGCGCACUUGAAUCGCUCAGACGUCGUGUACCCGGAGAACGACGGGUCCAUGCGCAUGGAGGAAAGCGCUACGUGCUCCGACAUUAUGGACGAGUGCUACCUCUCACGAGCGGCGACAUACACGAGAAGCUACAAAGAAAUCGAUCCUGCCCAGUACUCCGCCAGAUUUCUCUUCCGCGUUGGCAAGCAGUAUACAAUGAACGGCCCGUUGCGCGUCCGCCUCCACAGCAGCCUCCCACACGAUGCCGAGACGGUAGUAGACGUUGUGCUCGUGCUAUCCCGACAACCGUCGUCAAACCCGCUCAACCAUCGGUGGUGGAUCGAGAGCGUGACAGGUCGCUUGGCACUUCUUGUGGUGAGCGUCGUGAUAACAUUUUCCUUCCUCACUGUGACGCGGGAGGUUGGAGCGCUGAUGGCGCGCCAGCGAACAGGCGAAGACGUAUUAGUACCAACACUGCUCUACAGCGAAGAGGCCAGCGACGGCCCUCUCGUCUUCUUUCAGCGCGUCGCAAAGGUGGCGUCAAACAGUCUGCAGGGGGGUGCGGCGUAUGUGUGGGCCAAGAUUCAAGAACUCAUAUGCGUGAAUGCUUGCUGCGCCUCGCGCCUCCGAUGGCUGGGGGUGCGAUGCCCCCGUGUGCCUGCUCGCGAGCACACCGCAGAGUCGGAGCGCGAGAUCACCGCCCUCAACUCGACGGCCUUCUCGGAGGAAGAGGACUCGGAGCCGACGUGCCGCAUCUGCCGCUGCUCAGAGCCGCGUGACGACCUCUUCGCCCCAUGCGCCUGCAACGGCUCGAGCAAGUUUGUGCACCACACCUGCCUCGAGCAGUGGCGACAGAUGACAAGCAACCCACAGCACCGUCGCGUGUGCGCGGAGUGCAAGACUCCGUACACUUUCGUGCGCGUCGUCGUUCCGCAGAAUCCUGACCUUAUCACUGGCACCCCCAUCAUCGAGUCAGUCGUUCGGCACUUCGCGGCAAAGUUUUUGUACCUGGCGAUGACAGUGCUCUUCGCCGUAGGUGGGGCGUACUCCUUGAAGGCUGCAUUUUUCUCGGCAACGCUGUGUGACCCCGGCGUCGACUGGGGCUUCUACCACGGCUACCAUUGGGUUCUCACCGCGUAUUUUCUGGCUGCGUUGGCUCUCAAUCUGAGCAUAAUGGAGCCCUUCGUGAGGGACACGAGGUCGGCAGGGGUGCAGUUGCUGUUUGUGCUGCUAUCACUCCUGUUCAUUGAGAUUCCCAUGAGCUACGCAAUGUCCGCCUUCCUCAGCCUCAUCUUCGACCAUCUUUUCACCUGGGAGGUCUCGUACGGUGCUGGCCUUGCGUCCGCGGUAUUGCUGCACCUGAUGGACACCUUUUCCAAUUUCGCCAAGAUACUCGACUCUUUUUCGGAGGAGCGGGAGGCUGUCGCCGCAAGAGCCGAGAGCUAG